AGGUUACAGGGUAAAAUCGCAUCGAGGCGUGGUUGAGUCGCUAGAAAUGUCACUAGGACGUGAAGUCACCAUACAUUUAGGUAUCAUGCUGUCCGUUCGCAGGAGCAGGUGCUUUUCUCUACAGGUGUUCAGUCGAUCGUAGACGCGCGCAGUGUUGUUGUGCGUUGCGCUCUUCCUCUUUGGAAGAAAAUUUGGUGUUUGCGUUAAUUUCGUUAGUUAAAAAUAGCUCGUCGUGAAUUUAUCCUUUUAGUGAUAUUGAUAUUUAUUUUUUAACUAACAACUUAGAGAGAGAGAGAGAGAUAAAUAGAUAGAUAGAUAAAUAGAUAGAUAGAUAGAGAGAGAGAGAGAGAGAGAGAGAGAGAGAGAGAGAGAGAGAGAGAAAGAGAGAGAAAGAGAGAGGACUAUCUCCAAUAGAUAGAUAGAUAGAAAGAGAAGGUAUAUAGGAAGGUAGAACGGAGGUAAAACUCCGCGCACAGUAGCGUCGAAAUCGAAAUAACGCGAUAAUGAAGCGAUCGAGGCGCGACGACGUGGCCGAUUUGGUCUAUCGAGAAAGUUGUGAUCGUCGAUGGUGAAUCUUAACUCCUCCUUCGUCGAGAGGAGGACGAAUUUACGUAACGAAGCGAACGGAAGAGGAGAGUUCAAAGAGGAGGAGGGCACCAUGUAUCGUGGCUGGAUAUUAUGCUAAUCGCGUUACGGUCAGAAUGCGGGAGGAAGAACUCGAGUUAUCGCUCAAGGUAAACGAAACAAAUGUGGUGAUAGUUGGUAAUGGCGCUGUGGGAAAAUCUUCAAUGAUUCAGAGGUUCUGCAAGGGUACUUACACGAGGGAUUAUAAGAAGACUAUUGGCGUUGAUUUUCUCGAGCGAGAAAUAGAGGUAGAUGGCGAAGACGUGAGAUUGAUGCUAUGGGACACCGCGGGUCAGGAAGAGUUCGACGCCAUAACGGCGGCUUAUUAUCGCGGUGCACACGCUUGCGUACUUGCUUAUUCUGCUACAGAUAGAAAUUCUUUCGAUGCUAUUCCUUCAUGGAAAUUAAAGGUAGAAAAUGAAUGCGGCGAAAUACCGACGGUACUCGUACAGAACAAGAUGGAUUUAGUCGAUCAAUGUGUCAUCGGUCUGGACGAAGCUGAGAGGCUUGGUCGUGUUCUUGGAUGUAAACUCUUGCGAACAUCCGUAAAGGAAGACGUCGGUGUUAUGAGCGUAUUCCGACAUUUAGCAUCACGAUGUUUACAUGAGAUGCGUAGGAAUGAUAACGAUUAUCAGGACGAUUUAAGGUUGUAUUCUACUGGACCGAGAUCUCCUUCUGUAAUAAGUGCCUUUAGUCCAAACGGAUCAACGUGUUGUCGUAAUAGCGGAAACGGAACGAUUGUUUUAAGGUCAGGAGGUAAAACGAGGAAUCACAAAAAAAAGAAUUUCGUAAAGAGCGCCUGUAGACUACUCUAAUCAAAGAAAUAUUAAUCUAGUAAAGCACUUACAAGUUGAUCGAUUUAGAGUGGCAAUGUGCAACAUAAUGUUAAUAUGUAACUUAUAGAUUAUGCCUGAGUGUUUGUAAUACCACCUCCUCUCUGUCUUUAUUUUUUAAAGAAAAAUUCCGUCCAGGGCGAGUUACAGGAAGAUUUUGAUUUGCGUGUGUGCGUGCGAGUGCGUGUGCGUGUGCGUUCGUGCGUGCAUGUAUGUAUGUGUAAACGCUCGUACAAAAAAAUACAAAAAAUAGAGAGAGAGAGAGAGAGAGAGAAAG
Molecule: messenger RNA, 1734 nt
Organism: Vespa velutina
Lineage: Eukaryota; Metazoa; Arthropoda; Insecta; Hymenoptera; Vespidae
Gene: Rab23
Product: ras-related protein Rab-23
Exons: 6
Coding region: 702-1439 (245 amino acids)
Molecular function (GO): GTPase activity; GTP binding
Source: RefSeq, a predicted model, not a curated record